AAGAAGCGAAGACCGAUGCCACGAUAUGGCGCCAGUCUUGACGUCUGGCAGCUUCACAGUUCGCCAAGUCUUUUUAAUCUGAUGUGUCACGUGACAUGUCAGACUGUAUAUAAGGGUGUGCCACGUGACCGGGAGACCUGUGUUAGUGCCGCCAUGUUCACCGUCGCAAGCCUCUGCCUCUUGGCCACAGUGGCCCUGGCUCAAGAACCUCAUCCCUGUGAGAGUCCACGUCAGUUCGAAGGAAGAUUUUCUAUUUACGACAACGACAGGAAUUUCCGUGCGUUUGGGCGCUUCGCUUACGAUGACACGAACAGACGUUUCCGCGAGAUUGAGGAGAUGGAGAUCGGACGUGACCGGGAGUACUACGACAGACUGUACCUCCACAACCUGAACCUGGAAUACCGUAUGGACCUGCGCACCCGUAAUUGCACCGUCAGCACUCUCACGCGUCCCUGGAUCCCAUUCGCUGUUCCCCAAGACGCCAGAUUCAGAGGCGAGGGCGUCAUCGGCGCAUCUGGCAUCCCCGAUGAACACGUGACCAUUGCUAACUUCGACGGCACGGCUGACGGAAAUCGCUACUUCAUCAUUGCCACCGUCGAGGACUGCGUGCCUGUCACUGCUGGCUUCUUCAGCAACAGAACCGGCGGUGUUCUCAGACAAUUUUACGAUAUCACUAUUGGCCUCCGCGAUCCUGAUGCGUUCAUCCCCCCUCAAGAAUGUCACACUUUUGACCCGGACAAGAGAUUUUUCUCUAAAGCCCGUUUCGCCUAUGACGACAGACAGAGAAGGUUCCGUGAGUUCGAGGAGGUUCAAGUGGGCCGGGACGUCGACUACUUCGACAAACUCUACCUUUACAACGAGGGCAAAGAAUACAGAGUUAACAUCCGUACCCGCACGUGCAAUGUGACCGGGCUGACCCGCCCCUGGAUUCCAUUCGGCGUCCCCGCAGAUGCCAGGUUCAGGGGAACUGCUGACAUCGGUGCUGCUGGCGUUCCCGAUGAACACGUCAUCGUCAACCUCUUCGACGGCAAAUUUAAUAACAAUCCCUACUUCAUGACGGUCAGCGGAACGGACUGUAUCCCUAUCCAAUCAGGAUUUUACAGCAACGACACUGGGGGUAUCCUCACAGAUUUCUACGAUAUCUCCCUCGGUAUUUCUGACCCAGAUGCUUUCAUACCACCCACCGUCAUGUUGCUGGUUGUCUCGCUGGCUGCCCUGUGUGUCGUCACCCUGGCGCAACUGCCACACCCUUGCAGAAGCCCUGAAGAGUUUGAGGGCCGGUUGGUAACAUUUGACCCAGACAAGAGAUUUUUCUCUAAAGCUCGUUUCGCCUAUGACGACAGACAGAGAAGGUUCCGUGAAUUCGAGGAGGUUCAAGUGGGCCGUGACGUCGACUACUUCGACAGACUCUUCCUUUACAACGAGGGCAAGGAGUACAGAGUCAACAUGCGUACUCGGGUCUGCAAUGAGACUGGUCUGACCCGCCCCUGGAUUCCUAUUGGCGUCCCCCCAGACGCUAUCUUCAACGGGACUGCUGACAUCGGCGCUUCUGGCGUUCCAGAUGAACACGUCAUCGUCAACAUCUUCAACGGUCGUGACGAGAAUAACAAUCCUUACUUCAUGAUGACGAGCGCAACUGACUGCAUCCCUGUCCAAGGAGGAUUUUUCAGCAACGAAACUGGGGGUGUCCACAGGGAUUUUUUCGAUAUCUCCCUCGGUAUUUCUGACCCGGAAGCUUUCAUACCACCCAGAGAAUGCUCCACCUAAACAUCGGGACUACAUGUUUGUCAUGAUUCAGUGUAUUUUGUACAAUAAAACAUUAUUGUGAUA
Messenger RNA from Haliotis rufescens (red abalone), 1830 nucleotides. RefSeq lists its product as uncharacterized. Gene Ontology annotation, biological process: cell-matrix adhesion. NCBI's taxonomy places the organism in Eukaryota, Metazoa, Mollusca, Gastropoda, Lepetellida, Haliotidae. Bases 16 to 1767 code for a protein of 583 amino acids. The record is from RefSeq and is a predicted model, not a curated record. Gene Ontology annotation, cellular component: extracellular region; lysosome. The transcript is spliced from 16 exons. Gene Ontology annotation, molecular function: calcium ion binding.